Gossypium raimondii (Peruvian cotton) is the source of this 2963-nucleotide messenger RNA. RefSeq names its product aminopeptidase M1. NCBI's taxonomy places the organism in Eukaryota, Viridiplantae, Streptophyta, Magnoliopsida, Malvales, Malvaceae. The record is from RefSeq and is a predicted model, not a curated record. Gene Ontology annotation, molecular function: peptide binding; metalloaminopeptidase activity; zinc ion binding. The transcript is spliced from 19 exons. The coding region runs from base 56 to 2671 and encodes 871 amino acids. Gene Ontology annotation, biological process: peptide catabolic process; proteolysis. Gene Ontology annotation, cellular component: cytoplasm.
ACCCUUGUAUUUUCACUCUCAAAGCUAAAUCGCCUGAAGUCAUCUCUCUCAAACGAUGGAAAAUUUCAAGGGGCAACCUCGUCUUCCAAAAUUCGCGGUACCUAAGCGCUACGAUCUCCAGCUGAAGCCUGACCUCUCUGCCUGCAAAUUCGCCGGCUCCGUCUCGAUCGACGUUGACAUCGUCGCCGAAACUCGCUUCAUCGUUCUCAAUGCCGCCGAACUGUCUAUCAACCCUGGAUCUGUCUCUUUCUCCCCUCGUAACUCUUCUAAGGUAUUUGAUCCGAAAAAAGUUGAGUUAGUUGAAGAAGAUGAGAUUUUGGUAUUAGAUUUUGCUGAGGCACUUCCUCUGGGUCUAGGAGUUUUGGCUAUUGGAUUUGAAGGAAUUUUAAAUGACAGAAUGAAAGGGUUCUAUAGAAGUACAUAUGAGCACAAUGGUGAGAAGAAGAAUAUGGCAGUUACACAGUUUGAGCCAGCUGAUGCUAGGCGAUCCUUUCCAUGUUGGGAUGAACCUUCUUUCAAGGCUAAGUUUAAGAUCACCUUAGAUGUGCCAUCUGAGCUAGUGGCCCUCUCAAACAUGCCAGUAAUCGAGGAGAAAGUUAAUGGGCCUCUGAAAACUGUUUCUUAUCAAGAAUCACCAAUCAUGUCCACUUAUUUAGUGGCUUACGUUGUUGGUUUGUUUGAUUAUGUGGAAGAUCACACGUCAGAUGGGAUUAAAGUUCGAGUAUAUUGUCAAGUUGGGAAGGCAAACCAAGGGGAAUUUGCUCUUAAAGUUGCUGUGAGGACGCUUGAGUUGUACAAAGACUAUUUUGCUGUGCCAUACCCUCUUCCCAAAUUGGAUAUGAUUGCUAUUCCUGAUUUUGCUGCUGGCGCAAUGGAGAAUUAUGGCUUAGUUACAUACCGUGAAACAGCUUUGCUCUAUGACGAGCAACAUUCUGCAGCUGCCAAUAAGCAGAGGGUUGCAACUGUGGUGGCCCAUGAACUGGCACACCAGUGGUUCGGUAAUCUUGUGACAAUGGAAUGGUGGACUCAUUUGUGGCUGAAUGAGGGUUUUGCAACAUGGGUAAGCUACUUGGCAACUGAUAGCAUAUUUCCAGAAUGGAGAAUAUGGACUCAGUUUCUUGAUGAAUUAACCGAUGGUCUUAGGUUGGAUGGGCUUGCAGAAUCCCAUCCAAUUGAGGUGGAAAUAAAUCAUGCUGCUGAAAUUGAUGAAAUUUUUGAUGCUAUUAGUUACAGAAAAGGUGCCUCUGUUAUACGCAUGCUACAAAGCUAUUUAGGUGCUGAAUGCUUUCAGCGGUCACUUGCUUCAUAUAUAAAAAAACAUGCAUACUCAAAUGCGAAGACAGAAGACUUAUGGGCUGCACUUGAGGAGGGAUCUGGUGAACCAGUGACCAAACUGAUGAAUACAUGGACAAAACAAAAGGGGUAUCCGGUUGUCUCUGUCAAAUUCAAAGAUCAGAAGUUGGAAUUUGAGCAGUCACAAUUCUUCUCUAGUGGUUCCCUUGGGGAUGGGCAGUGGAUUGUCCCAAUAACAUUUUGUUGUGGGUCAUAUGACAAGAAGAAAAGCUUUUUGUUGCAAACUAAGUCCGAAAAUUAUGAUGUAAAGGAGUUCGCUUCUGAUAGCAAUAAAAGUGCUUGGAUAAAGCUUAAUGUGGAUCAGACUGGUUUCUAUAGGGUGAAAUAUGAUGAGGAACUUGCCGCUAGACUCCGCUAUGCUAUAGAAAACAAAUACUUGACUCCAACUGACAGAUUUGGCAUUCUUGAUGAUUCAUUUGCACUUUGUAUGGCACGCCAGCUGCCUUUGACUUCCUUGCUUACCUUGAUGGGUGCCUACAGAGAGGAACUUGACUAUACCGUGCUGUCCAACUUAAUUAGUAUAACAUACAAGGUUGGGAGGAUUGCAGCUGAUGCAAGACCUGAGCUAAUGGAUAACAUCAAUCAAUUUUUCAUUAACAUUUUCCAAUAUUCUGCUGAGAAGCUCGGUUGGGAUGCUACACAAGGUGAGAGUCAUCUGGAUUCAAUGUUGAGAGGAGAAAUUUUGACUGCGCUUGCUAUGCUUGGACACAAGGAGACAUUGAGUGAAGCAAGCAGACGAUUUGAUGCAUUCUUGAAAGACAGAAACACACCACUCCUCCCCCCAGACACAAGAAAGGCAGCAUAUGUAGCUGUCAUGCAGACAGUCACCUCCUCCAAUAGAGCUGGUUUUGACUCUCUUUUGAAAGUUUAUAGAGAGACUGAUUUAAGCCAGGAGAAAAUCCGCAUUUUAGGUUCAUUGCCAUCUUGUCCCGAUCAGGGUAUAAUUAGUGAAGUUCUAAAGUUUUCAUUGUCUCCUGAGGUUCGCAGCCAAGACGCUAUGUAUGCACUUGCUGUUAGCAAGGAAGGUCGUGAAGUUGCCUGGACUUGGUUCAAGGAAAACUGGGAUCUCAUUUUAAAAACCUACGGUAGUGGAUUCCUGAUAACACGUUUUGUCAGUGCAGUUGUCUCACCGUUUGCAUCAUUUGAAAAAGUGAAGGAAGUGGAGGAGUUCUUUGCCAACCGAUCAAUGCCUUCGAUUGCAAGGACAUUGAAGCAGAGCCUGGAGCGGGUUAACAUUAAUGCCAACUGGGUUAAGAGCAUUCAGGCAGAGCAAAAUCUGGGUGAGGCCAUACAGGAGUUAGCUUACAGGAAAUACUAAGGGAUUUGUCUUUGUUUUUACUAGAGAUCUAGUAUGGAAAGUAGUUGUGGUGGCUUUUUACUGUUAUACUUUUUUACUAAACUGAAUACUCUCUAGUAAUAUCAUGAAUAAUAAUCAUCCUAAUAAAAACAAUGUAUUAGGCAUUAGUUAUUAGUUAUUUUUAGUUGUUACCUAUUGCUUCCUUUUUAAAUAUUAGUGGUGCCUUUUGGAUUGGGUCUGUCCCACAUCUAAAUCUGGGAUAAUUUUAAUAUUUGCAUUCUCUUAGGUAAUGGUGAUAUGAGAUUUAUGACUA